Messenger RNA from Trachymyrmex cornetzi, 1140 nucleotides. RefSeq lists its product as uncharacterized. Lineage: Eukaryota; Metazoa; Arthropoda; Insecta; Hymenoptera; Formicidae. The transcript has a single exon. The coding region runs from base 1 to 1140 and encodes 379 amino acids. Gene Ontology annotation, molecular function: catalytic activity. The record is from RefSeq and is a predicted model, not a curated record.
AUGGCGGAGGGAGACUUCGCGUUGUCGAUCGUGUCGGAGCCCUACACGAUCCCUGAGGGCCACCCUCACUGGCACUCGAACGAGAUGGAGACGGUCGCGAUCACAUGGAGGCAGGCACAAGAGGCAAUGCCGUGCACCCCGUACGAAAGAGGGGAACAUUUUACCUCUAUUAGAUGGGGAGACAUGCUGAUAGUGGGGGUAUAUCUACCUCCAAGCCUCGGCAUAUCCCAGUGCGAGGAAGCGCUUGAGGAGCUGGAAAGAUGGGCCAUAAGACACAUGGACAGACCUAUGAUUAUCGGAGGUGACCUAAACGCUAAGUCUCCGAUGUGGAACUCUAGAAGCACCAACCCACGAGGAAUACUUAUCGCGGAAUGGGCCAGUGCCAUGGGCAUGUGCUGUCUAAAUAAAGGACAUAAAAGCACAUGCAUAAGAAUAAAUGGGGAGUCGAUCGUGGACAUUACAUUCGCCAACCCGAUCGCCGCUAGGAGAGUCAUUAACUGGACGGUCUCGAAGCGAGAAUCAAAAACAGACCAUCGAUACAUAGAGCUCACCAUGAGCCCCACGGGUCAACAGAUACACAGAAGGAAACUUCCGAGAGCCCAAAGAUGGGCCACAAAAAGGUUGAACGAAGACGUAUUCCUGGCUGCAAUCAUGGCAGGCACAUGGCCAAGGAGGGAGCAAGAGGUAGAAAACACAGAAGUCCAGGCCAGGUCUCUUCAGAAAGCGAUGGUAGAGGCAUGUGACGCCUCCAUGCCUAGGUCCAUACCGAGACCACGUAGGGCCAUGCCCUGGUGGUCUGAAGAGCUGGCUACUCUACGACAGGAAUUAACUAGAGCAAGAAGACAGUUGCGAAGAAUUAGGAGAAGAGCGGCCCAUCUAAGUGAGGCUGAAAAGCAACUCUACCUCCUAAAUUUUAGAUUGGCCAGAGACAGUUUCGGAAAGGCUUUGAGAAGGGCCAAAGCUAAAGCCUGGGAGGACUUUGUUCAGUCGCUUAACGAGGAUCCAUGGGGGCGCCCUUACAAAUUAGUACUCGGUAAGCUGAGGAAGUGGACACCACCAUUUACUGAAUCCCUUGAGGAAGGGACUCUGACACGAGUGCUCGCCGGACUGUUCCCAUCCAUAGGAAUGGCAGGAACCUGA